ACCAUGCAUAUUGGAUGAACACGUGUCUUUAUCCAUCCCAUUCUCUUAUUGUGUGGUCAUCUUCGAGCUUCAAAAACAAGCCAAUACUCAGCUUCCACAAUAGUCAGAGACACAGAAAUCGAGCUCUGCUCUCUGCAAAAACAAUGGCCGUAGUAGCUCAAAUCUCUGCGUCUCUCUCCGUUUCAAUCCGAGAUGCGUGUGCUUUUAGCCCCGCACCAACUCCAUCAAGGCUUUCUCUUUCGAACUUCGCUCAAACAAGGUCUACCUUUGCCACCGGUUCUCCACUCGUACUAAGGAGGACUUCUUGUCAACGGAAGUGUGCCUCCAGAGCAACACCAUUUGCAAUAAAAUGUGAACAAAGUACCCAGGAAAAUGGCUUGGAUGUAUGGCUAGGUCGGUUCGCCAUGGUUGGCUUUGCAGUAGCUAUUAGUGUUGAGAUAGCAACAGGAAAGGGACUUUUGGAGAAUUUUGGGCUCUCAAAUCCACUGCCUACUGUUGCAUUGGCUGUUACUGCACUAGUGGGAGUUCUAACAGCAGUUUUCAUCUUCCAAUCCGCCUCCAAAAAUUUUAAUUUUUCUUCUUUUUGUGAAAUGGGUGGAAGAAUUUCUCGACUUACAAAGAAGUUGUUUCCAAAGAAUCAAAUGAGGAUAGUCAUGGUGGGUCUUGAUGCUUCUGGAAAAACAACCAUUCUCUACAAGCUAAAACUGGGAGAUGUUGUUACAACAAUACCCACUAUAGGUUUUAAUGUGGAGACCAUACAGUACAAAAACAUUAACUUCACAGUUUGGGACGUGGGAGGACAAGAUAAGAUAAGGCCAUUGUGGAAGCACUACUUUCAGAACACACAAGGUCUCAUUUUUGUAGUGGACAGCAACGACCAAGAAAGGAUCUCAGAAGCUCGUCAUGAGUUGCAUCGUAUUUUAACCGAGCAUGAACUGAGCAAUGCGACACUAUUGGUCUAUGCCAACAAAAAAGACCUUCCAAACGCAAUGCCUGUGUCUGAGAUAACCGAUAAACUCAGCCUGCACUCGCUCAGUCACCGUCGCUGGUUGGUCCAAUAUACUUCUGCAACUUCUGGUGAGGGACUCUACGAAGGUCUUGACUGGCUAGCUAACAAUAUUUCUAACAAAGCUGACAAUAUUUCUAAAAAAGCUGUCUAAGUUUUAGAAUAAAGUAUAGUUCUUUCUGCUUAAUACACUAGAGACUAGUCUUUUGUAUAACAUUCAAUACAAGUCCAAUAAAACUAUUGUUCCAAAAA
Molecule: messenger RNA, 1258 nt
Organism: Humulus lupulus (European hop)
Lineage: Eukaryota; Viridiplantae; Streptophyta; Magnoliopsida; Rosales; Cannabaceae
Exons: 9
Coding region: 15-1160 (381 amino acids)
Biological process (GO): intracellular protein transport; vesicle-mediated transport
Cellular component (GO): cytoplasm
Molecular function (GO): GTPase activity; GTP binding
Source: RefSeq, a predicted model, not a curated record